AGAUGACCUCUCCUGCUAGCUAGCGGCAGCUCACCGUCAGGAAACUUGACUCUAACGCUUCCAAACAGCAAACAAACAUUUUACAGCAUGGACCAGACUAAACAAGAGGAGGAAUAUGGAUACGAUUUAUUCCCGGAGAGGAAAGGAGGGAAGUACAAGAAGGGCUCAAUCGCAGAGAGCCUGUUCACUUUCAAUAACAAGUGUCAGGUCAUGUUACAGUUCGCAGUGGAAACUAGUCCAUAUGCCAAACUCCUCCUUAGUGCCAUGAAGAGUUCAGGAUGCAAGGUGUUCAAAGACCGACAUUUCUCCUGUGAAGAUUGUGACGGCACGGUCAGCGGUGGCUUUGAUGCAACUUCCUCUCAAAUCGUUUUGUGUCAGAACAACAUCCACCAGCAGUCCCAUAUGAACCGAGUGGUCACACACGAGCUCAUCCAUGCCUUCGACCACUGCCGGGCCCACGUGGACUGGUUCAACAACUUCAGACACCUGGCUUGUUCUGAGAUUCGGGCAGCUAACCUCAGUGGAGACUGUUCCUUCAGUAAUGAAGUUGCGAGAUUCAACUUUGGCCUGAAGCAACAUCAUCAGGAGUGUGUGCGCGGCCGUGCCCUUCGCUCCAUCCUGGCUGUGAGGAAAGUUAGCCGAGAGGAGGCGGAGAAAAUAGUCGACGAGGUCUUCGACACGUGUUUUAACGACCACGCACCGUUUGGUCGAAUCCCGCACAGCAAGAAGGAUGCCAAGUUUGCUCACAGAGAUUAUGAUAACAGAGAUCGAUAUUAUGCAAACCUUUAGUGUCAUCACACUCUCAUUUCAAGUCCCAAGGGUGCUCAGGCUGGUUGUGACGUUGACAAGAGCUUGGCAGCGUCAUGGCCUAAGUAAGAAUAAAAGCCUCAACAGAACAACUGUGUCGAAAACUAUCAUAUCCCCUCGGAAGGGAUUUUCACAGUGAUUUGUCCUUGGAACAGGAUGUGAGUUAAAGCAAAGAAAGGAGUCAUUUCAUUUUCUACCUUUUGGACAUUAAUUCUCUAUAAAGGGAUUAUAAGGAGUGAUUUUGCUCGGGAAGUAAAAUAUUAGAAAAGAAGAGACACCAGUGAUUUCUUUGUCUUUUGUUUUUAGGUGAUCAGUGGGUGCUUUUUAAGGAAAUACAAAAUUUCCUUUUUGUCCAUCAAUGUUUGCUGUGAAAGUCAUAUGAUGACAAACAAGGACACAUUUCAAUGCUGGCUCUUCUUCUUUUUGCCAUGUUGGCCUCCACUAACUUCUUGUAAAUAGCUCAUUGUGCUUAAAUUAAACAGAAUCAACUUGUGUUUGAAUUAAAGUUUGAUUCCUCUGAAAAAAA
Scomber japonicus (chub mackerel) is the source of this 1333-nucleotide messenger RNA. RefSeq names its product ATP23 metallopeptidase and ATP synthase assembly factor homolog (gene atp23). The record is from RefSeq and is a predicted model, not a curated record. Gene Ontology annotation, molecular function: metalloendopeptidase activity. Gene Ontology annotation, cellular component: extrinsic component of mitochondrial inner membrane. Lineage: Eukaryota; Metazoa; Chordata; Actinopteri; Scombriformes; Scombridae. Bases 88 to 789 code for a protein of 233 amino acids. Gene Ontology annotation, biological process: mitochondrial proton-transporting ATP synthase complex assembly; mitochondrial protein processing. The transcript has 6 exons.